CUCAAACUUAGAGUAGUAAGUAGAAACUAUAAAGUUCUGGGAUGAUUUCUGAACACCUUGGAGAGGGGUUUGCGGUGGCUGCCUUGAAUCCAGAAACAACCUGCCCUGCCUUGAAAAAAAAAAAUCUGCUUGGAAGGCGCUUAUUUGGGGGGCGCAAAGAAAGUGGAGAGUUGCGAGAGGAUCCCUUUCCGGCUUCUCUCUCGGGGGAUGGGCAUUUGGAGAGGCUCCCUGCUUCGUUGAUGUCGGCGCAUCUGCCGGCAGCUUGCAUUUGGAGAGGCUUCGUUGAUGUCGGCGCAGCUGCCGGCAGCUUGCAAGAAGCGCGGGGCUGCUUUGCGGCCGCGGCUCCUGCUAAGGGCUGCUGCCGGGUUGUUCCAGCUGCUCUGCGGCCAUUUGUCCCUUGCAGGGGCCAUGGCUUCUGCCGUACCGCCCAAUUUCUCCUGGGUGGCCCCCGGCAAGCUGGCGGGGCUGGCCAUGCCAAGGCUCCCAGCCCAUUAUCGGUACAUGUACGACUCUGGCAUCAGGCACCUGGUAUCACUCACAGAGCGCAGCCCGCCUUACCACGACACCUGCCCCGGCAUCCAGGUGCAUCGCGUCCGCAUUGCAGACUUCUGCCCGCCGUCGCCUGAGCAGAUCCAGCGUUUCUUGCAGGUGGUGGAGGAUGCCAAUGCCAAGGGAGAGGCAGUGGCGGUGCAUUGCAUGCUGGGAUUUGGCCGGACUGGGACCAUGUUGGCCUGUUACCUCGUGAAAACCCAGAAGAUCACCGGCGUGGACGCCAUCCACAAAAUCCGUGAGAUCCGGCCCGGCUCCAUCGAGACCUCUGACCAGGAGAAAGCCGUCAUCCAGUUCCACCACCGCAUCAAAUAGCCUUUCGCUUUUGGGGGAGGGGCAUGAAGCAAUCGCUUGGCUAUCACUGCCGUUCUCGUGGAGAGCAUUCCGGAAAGAGACUCUCUUUCUAGACUCUUCCCCCUUCAUCAUUGGGAGCGAACUUUCUGCCUGGCCAAAGAAGAGCUAAAAUAGUUGUUGGGGAGACCAGAUUUUGGGUUCCUUGGGAUGGAAUUAGGACUGGAAUUGAUAGCAGAUUCCUGACACAAGAUCAGGGGAGCAAGGUUACCUCUCCAGGAUUAUUCAGUAGAAUCUGUGAGACUGCACACAAAUGAAAUUUUCCUCCCAUGCUGGGAGAAAUGGUUGCCUUUGGGGGUUGGGUGCUGUUUUAGAACAGUAGAGGGUCCUUUUCUGUUUCCUUUGACGGCCCUCGCUUCAACCUGUUGACAUGCCAAUAUGUUAUUUGCUAUCCAAGAAUUAAAAGAGGACAAAGGGGACAGCC
Messenger RNA from Heteronotia binoei (common prickly gecko), 1324 nucleotides. RefSeq names its product dual specificity phosphatase 23 (gene DUSP23). Lineage: Eukaryota; Metazoa; Chordata; Lepidosauria; Squamata; Gekkonidae. The transcript has 3 exons. The coding region runs from base 286 to 864 and encodes 192 amino acids. The record is from RefSeq and is a predicted model, not a curated record. Gene Ontology annotation, molecular function: protein tyrosine/serine/threonine phosphatase activity. Gene Ontology annotation, biological process: protein dephosphorylation; cilium assembly.